AUGGCUGGCCAGGCGGGUGGUUAUUCCUUCAUGGGGUUCAGUAAGAAGGAUGCAUAUAACUAUGUUGACCAGAGUAAGCAUGCCAAGAUAGUGGAUGGGGAAUCUAAUGCCGCAAUCGUAUACCUCGAGGGAAAGGCAGUUGCAGACCCAAUGAGUUCAAACAAUCAUAAACAGACCACAAUUUUUGGAUUUGGGCUAGUGCUAGAUGAGAGCAUUGGGUCGUACAAGUGGCUUUUAGAAAAUUUGCUAGAAGUGAUGUGUAACAAGAUGCCUUCGGUUGUUAUCACCGAUGGUUGUGACUCAAUGAAAGCUGCCAUAAAGUCAGUUUUUCCAGAGGCAACCCAUAGGUUAUGCGCGUGGCACAUGGAAAAAAAUCUCACUGUGAAUGUUAAAGAUUCUGGGUUGCGUCAACUUUUCAAAAAGUGGUUGUAUGCUGAUAUGGAGAUCGAGGAUUUUGAAGAAGAGUGGGCAGCAGCUAUGGAGGAUCAUGGUUUGCAUGACACCUUUUGGUUUAGGGAAACUAAUGAGAAGAGAAGCAUGUGGGCCAAUGCAUACCUUCGCAACAAGUUCUGUGCUGGGUUUCGGACAACUUCUCGGUGUGAAGGGAUCAACUUGAAUGUUAAAAAAUUUUUAAAGUCAAGACAUAGCAUCCUUGAGAUGGUACAAAACCUUGAACUGCUUGUGCGAGAGUAUUGGAAUAACGAACUACUUGCACAAUUUAGAUCAAUAAAUGGCGUUUGA
Messenger RNA from Arachis ipaensis, 741 nucleotides. Lineage: Eukaryota; Viridiplantae; Streptophyta; Magnoliopsida; Fabales; Fabaceae. The record is from RefSeq and is a predicted model, not a curated record.